Molecule: messenger RNA, 2019 nt
Organism: Bathycoccus prasinos
Lineage: Eukaryota; Viridiplantae; Chlorophyta; Mamiellophyceae; Mamiellales; Bathycoccaceae
Exons: 1
Coding region: 1-2019 (672 amino acids)
Biological process (GO): protein processing
Cellular component (GO): peroxisome
Molecular function (GO): serine-type endopeptidase activity
Source: RefSeq, a predicted model, not a curated record
AUGAAUUCGAAGAACAUCCAAGCUGCGGAGCAGGCAGCCGGAUUAAUCCGAAUAACCGGGACGGAGGAACUCUUGCGCGAUGCGAAAUACAUCUCUCGAGCGGACGCGGCAGACGUCGUGGACUUUGCCAUUCAACGGUCGAUUGCGAAUACGAGCAAAUGGGGGAUUCCUACGCUCCAUUGUUUCAGUUGCUCGGCGACGAACGCGAGGAUGUUAGGGAGGCGAGGGGAGAUGUACGCGGAGAGAAUGCGGAGGAGAGAAGAUGGAGACGAUGAUUAUGAUGAUGAUGAUACUUCUAAUAAUGAUUUGAACGUUUGGGUGGUUCCUUUGAGCGCAUUGCAGAACGUUUUGGUAUUGGAUAGCGCAACGGUGAUGACAACUGAAACAGAUAACGGGGAAAGCGAGAGGAGUCACGGGAAAAGAUUCAAACUGAAACCGUCCGUGGUUAUACACGCAAGGAAUUUCGAGAAAAAAACGUGGACGAAGUGUAAAAUUGUGGACGUGGUAACCUCUAAGCGCGCAAUCGAUGACAUCGUCAACGCGAUCGCAGGACAGAAUAUCGUGGACGUGUCGUUCGAAGGCGUGGUGCCGUUAAGAUUGUGCGAGGCGAAAGGGUUCUUGAAACAGAGAGAGGUGAGGAGAAUAGUGGAAAGAGCGGCGAGUUUUGUAGUGUUGAAGGAAGUAAUCGAAAGUAGGGAUAGUAACGUGUACGAUCUGGACAAGCGCGAACAGAGGAAGAGUUCAGGUGGGAACUUUAACAACAGAAGAAGUAAUUAUAGCAGAACGAAAAGUGACGCCGCCGCCAGGAGGAACACUGCUGAGAGUGGUACUAAGGUUUCCGUUCACGCAGGGACGAAGAUUACCACCAUAGGAAGUCCAUUUGGUGUGCUCAGCCCGAACAUAUUUUCGCGCUUGCUCAAUCGGGGGUGCAUUUCGAGUGCAUUGGUGGCUAUAGCGAAUCAAGGUACGAGUAGCAACAUAAACGGCGUAGUAUCACCGGCGGUUUCCGUGGUUGACUUGUCUAUCGCUUUAAAGCCUGGAGCCGAGGGAUCGCCAGUUUUCCUCGACGAAAGUACCAGUAGAUCAAAGGGUCAACCAAUAGUUGUAGGUAUACUCAUACCACCUUUAUCGUUUGCAAAAGAGCGAGAUGGUGGUUCGAGCCGCGGUGCGUUUCCUCUGAUGAUACACGCGCCGUGGAUAUUAGGAGAUGACGCCGAUAAUACUCUAGAUGACGAUAUGCCCCUAACUACGAACAAAAUCGUAUCGGCGGCUAGAAAUGCCACAGAAUCGGUGUGCCGGGUUGAAAUUCUAGACGGCGCACACUUCGGUAGCGGAAUAUUGAUUUCUAAAACCGGUGAUGAUGGCGACUCCUCGGAAGGUAUAGUAUUAACCAAUCGGCACGUCGUACUGCCGGCGAUACAGGAGGAAAAGCAUAGCAAGAACGCGAUUACUUUGCGAUUUUCAAACGGAAGUUGGAGACGUGGCGUCGUACAAAGAGUAAGCAAAGGUCCUCUAGACUUGGCACUUGUGCGUGUGCUCUCUCUAAAAAAUGGAGGCCGUGGAGCGCUUCCAAUCGUGUUACCAACGAGGCGACCUGCGCGAAAACAACGCUCCCCGGCAAUCGGUGAUGAAGUACUAGUCGUUGCGCACGACGAUCGGUUCGGGAACAACGUCAGGAAAAGAAAGUUCGAUAAAGCGUCACCGGAAGUUAAUCACGGAUACGUAUCCAAGAUUGCUGGGAAGAAGACCAUGCUCGUAACUUCAGCUUCUGUCAGAAGUGGUGCUAGUGGUGGGGCUUUAGUUGACGGAAGGACAGGACAUCUUAUAGGUGUCGUCACGAGUAACGCGCGGUUGGCGACAAGAAGUGGUGGAGCCAAUGUAUACACGGACGUCAACUUUAUAGUCAAUGUGAGCGAAACGCAAGGUGGGAUAGGUGAGAUAAUGGAUUCUUACGAGCGCGACCAAGAAGUUAUAGACGCGUGGGACUUACGUUCCGAUAAUAUGCGCAGUAGGCUGUGA